UCCUAAAUGAUUUCCCUGUCGAGAUUGAUACUGCCGAUCCCAAUGUUGAGUCUUCGGCAACGCCACGUUUCUUGUUGUCAUGUUUAUAACAGCUGAUUCCAAACUAAAAAUAUAUACAUGUUGUUAACCUAUUCCUGUCGGCUUAAAUUCGGAUCGAGCAUAGCAGUCGGGGCUGACAGCGCCGGGAGGGAUGGCACUGCGUUGGACGCUACCCGGGUGUGUGUCGUCCUCGACGGUCCAUUAAAUUAAGAUUAAAUUAAUUAGCCGAUACUAGGAUCGGUGUUGAUAUUUAUUCAGGGAGACUCAAACUGCGCUGGCGCGGAAUGGAAAAACGCGUUUGGUUUGAAGACCUCUGAUCCUAUUGGCUCUUCAGCCUGGCAGGUGACAGUCAGCUGACAUCCUGACAAAGGAGAGACCAGAGUGAGGCGAGGCGAGGAGAGUUUCCACUUGCGCAGCUUCCCCACAGCGCAAUAAGCGACAUGUCAAGCGACAGUCCCGAGCGAGAAGGCUCAGGCCAGGUUCCGACACACCUCGACUGCCCUUCGUCCCCUCCCGCUUUGGAUCCCGAUCCCCUGUCGACGGGAAGUCCGGUCCUCAGCCCAGACUCCUCGUCCCAUGAUGCCGCGCUGUCAGCGCCCGCAGUUUCCCCGGCGGACUCGGAGAACCUCAGUCCAGAUGAACUGGAGCUGCUGGCCAAACUGGAGGAACAGAACAGAUUACUGGAGGCCGACUCCAAGUCCCUGCGCUCCAUGACGGGGUCGCGACGCAACAGCGGCUCUUCGCUGGUUUCGAGUUCCUCGGCUUCCUCCAAUCUGUCCCACCUGGAGGAGGACACCUGGAUCCUCUGGGGCCGCAUCGUCAACGAAUGGGAGGAAUGGAGACGCAAGAAGGACAAGCUUCUCAAGGAGUUAAUCCGGAAGGGCAUUCCUCAUCACUUCCGGGCCAUCGUGUGGCAGCUGCUGGGCAAUGCCACGGACAUGCCGGUGAAGAAUCAGUACUCGGAACUGCUGAAGAUGUCAUCCCCGUGCGAGAAGCUGAUCCGCAGAGACAUCGCUCGUACCUACCCCGAGCAUGAGUUCUUUAAAGGUCAAGACAGCCUGGGCCAGGAAGUCCUCUUUAAUGUCAUGAAGGCUUACUCUCUUGUGGAUCGGGAGGUUGGUUAUUGCCAAGGUAGUGCGUUCAUUGUUGGCCUGCUACUCAUGCAGAUGCCCGAAGAAGAAGCUUUUUGCGUGUUUGUGCGUCUGAUGCAGGAGUACCGUCUGCGAGAGCUCUUCAAACCCAGCAUGGCCGAAUUGGGACUUUGCAUCUACCAGUUUGAGUAUCUUCUACAGGAACAACUUCCAGAUCUUAACGUCCAUUUCCGGUCCCAGAGUUUUCAUACAUCCAUGUACGCCUCAUCUUGGUUCCUCACGCUGUUCCUCACCUUUCUCCCUUUGCCCGUCGCCACGCGCAUAUUUGAUAUUUUUAUGUACGAGGGCCUGGAGAUCAUCUUCCGUGUGGGCAUGGCCAUUCUGCAGUACAACCAGACGGACCUCAUUCAGCUGGACAUGGAGGGCAUGUCACAGCAUUUUCAGAAGGUGAUCCCUCACCAGUUUGACAGCUGCCCAGACAAGCUGAUCCUCAGGGCAUACCAGAUCAAAUACAACACUAAGAGAAUGAAGAAGUUGGAGAAAGAAUAUACCACCAUCAAGAACAAAGAAAUGGAAGAGCAAAUUGAGAUUAAGAGGCUGCGCACUGAAAAUCGACUACUAAAACAGCGGAUUGAAACCCUAGAGAAGGAGAGUGCCGCUCUGGCAGAUAGACUCAUCCAGGGUCAGGUGACCAGGGCGCAGGAAGCGGAGGAAAACUAUGUGAUCAAACGUGAGCUCGCCGUAGUGAGGCAGCAGUGCAACGUAGCUAGCGAGGGUCUCGAGAAGGCGCAGGACACCAUACGAGAGCUGCAGCAACAAAAGUACACGGAGCAGUUUGUGAGCAGUCUGCAGACAGAGCUGGAGCAGUCCAAGCUGCGCGAGGCCGAGCUGCUGGGAGCCAUGAAGGAACUACAAGACAAGGUGCUUGAUCUGGAGAAGAAGAGCAGCUGUUUGCCUGAUGAAAACAACGUGGCAGCUCUGCAGGAGGAGGUGAAGCAAAUGAAGCUAAGGGAGCUGGAGACACUCCGAUCAUUCCGAGAGAUGCAGGACUCGGUCACUGAGCUCAACCAGCGCUGGCAGCAGCAUCACAUGUCCCGCAGCGGCAGCACAGGCGGCGGCGGCAGCCACUGGAAGGAAUCGCCAAAGAAGAACGCCAUGAAUGAGUUGCAAGAUAAGCUGAUGACUGUCCGUCUAAGAGAGGCGCAAGCCCAGGCUGAGCUACGAGAGGUCAAACUGAAGGCUGUGCAGCUAGAGAGCCAGAAUACCAUCCAUAGUAAAUUGAUUGGACGCCAUGAGCAGGAGCGGUCCGCCCUCCAGGAUCGUCUCCAGAUGUCAUCCAAUCAGAACAAAGCUCUUCAGGCCCAGCUCAACGAAAUAAAACGGAAGCAGGCCGAAUGGGACUGCAAGAGCAAAGAGGAGGUGAUGGCCGUACGACUGAGAGAAGCCGACAGUAUGGCCGCCAUGGCCGAGCUCAGGCAGAAGAUAGCCGACCUCGAAAUACAGAAAGAGGAAGGGCUGAUCCAGGGCCAGCUCAACCACUCCGACUCUAGGCAGUACAUCAACCGGCUUCGGGACCAGAUCACUGAGCUCAAAAAUGAGAUCAGGCUACUCCGAGGUCAGAAGGCUCGGACUCCGGGUUCCAGGCUCACCGCCAUGGGUGCCGACUACCAGGAUCUGUGUCUGACCAGCCCCGCCUCAGCUGAGGGCGACUACCUGAGUUCUGACGAGGACAUCCUCCAUAGCCCGCUGCCUCCAAACGCCCUUUACCCGGCCAUACCGGGCCCGUGUCACCCCUCGGCCCGGCUGGACAGCGAAGGCAGCACGGACAGCGAGGCGGAAGAGCGGACACACCCGGACCCCCCGCAGCUGUUCGGUAGUAUGAUGUGUGCAGAGGCCAUGGAGAACUGAAUGAGCGCUGGUUGGUUACUAUGGCAACGCUGAUGGACAGUAUCUCACCGGAGUGAGUGCAUCCCUCCUACUUUAUCCUUUCACAGAACGGCAGGUUCGACUUAUUUUGAAGGAAGAGUAAAUUCAAAGUGUUCUAUAAGCGAUCCACUAAUUACUUUGUGCACUACAAGUUUCAGUCUCGUCCUAUAAUCUUUUUCAGAAGUUUGAGCGAUACACUUCUUUUGUGAGAUAUUGUACCUGUGUGAGGCCUUGCACAUAAAAAAAAAAAAAAAAAGUCCUCUACUCCAGUACAUAUCCCAAACAGACUGACAUGGACCUGCAAAACCACUGCUCUGAAAUUAAUUGAUGAUGUGAGAUGUGCCAGCAGCCUAUAUCCAUUUUGAGUUAGAAUGUCGGAAAACACCUUUUUGGCUGACCGUUGUUCGCUGGCUUCAUCGAAAGAGGCCCAAAUAACGUCCAUGCACUCAUCCCUACCAUUUCAACAUCCUCAACAUGCACUGGAUGUUCUAAGUGCAAAGGGGAAAAAAAUAGGAGGAAAUUCAACAUUGCCAAAUUGUUUUUCUUUUUGUAUUUUAAAGUAUAUAAGUAAAAGUAACUUAUAUGUUAUGUAAUUUAUUUUGAUAUGAUUUUUACUAUCAAAUACCGUAUGUCUGAGGGUGCCGGCAGAUGUCCCUCCCUCCUUCCUUCCUGUAUGAGCGUGUGCCAACCUCGUGCCACCACGAUUGUUGCCUGUCUUUGUGCCGUGACGCAAGGUGAGAUGCUCCAUGAGCUGCUAUCAUGUUUUAUUUCCGAAUGAUGAGGAUGUCACCCGCCCGUCGUAAAAUCUGUCUCAUUGUUCGUUUGCUGCAACUAGCUACAUUAUGUGAUAACGGACAUUAGCAUGUUUUACAUAUCAAAUUAAAUAUCAAAACAACCCUUUGGUAUGUCGCUAAGAUUUAAAACGUGCCGCUUUUUUGAGUCAAGACCCAAAAGAAACAUAUGUUUGGAUUUUUCAGCACUGAUUUGACAUGAUUGAUUCAUUCGGGGGGGGGUUCUUUCGCGUGAUCAUCCGUCCACGAAAAAAGUGGAACUGGAGUUUUGUGUCUGGACAUCAAAAGGGUUAAAGAGGAGGUAUUGCCAAGUGCACUGUUGCAAGUAACCACCUUGGAUGUCACAAGGCCUCUUUCUCUAACCUGGAAUCUGUGAUGUUGCAAAACUUCCUUCUCUUUCUUAAGCUUAACCAGACUGAGAUUUUUGCCCUAUUGGUUGUGGGCAAACGCUGAAAAGAAAAGUCUCUAAUUAUAUCUACAACUGACAAUUUGUUUCAACUCAAUACUGGGUGAUAAUUGCUUUAUCAAUACAACCAAUUAGACAACUGCCAUCCAUGGGUCUCCCUAUAUUGAUCGUGUAUCAGUCACGUGCCAUACUCUUCACACCUUGUCGCAUUUGAACCUUAUCCAGCAAAACUUUGGUGAUUAAGGCAACAAUCUGACGGCGGCACAUGGAGUGUCAAACAUUUUUGUCACCUUAUUCCCUUGCCCUGUUGCAUUUGAGCUAAUGUGCUUGUCGCAGACAUUUAAUACAGCUAAAGCUUCUAUAAAGUCUAGUACAAUGAAAGACAUGUCAUGUCCUGUAUCACAAGGACAAUACUAAAUAAAACUUUGAAAUUGCAAUUUUUGCCAA
Molecule: messenger RNA, 4700 nt
Organism: Syngnathus typhle (broad-nosed pipefish)
Lineage: Eukaryota; Metazoa; Chordata; Actinopteri; Syngnathiformes; Syngnathidae
Gene: evi5l
Product: ecotropic viral integration site 5 like
Exons: 20
Coding region: 480-3038 (852 amino acids)
Source: RefSeq, a predicted model, not a curated record